UGAAAAGGUCUUGUUUUGGAAACGCGUAACAGAGAAACUUUCUUCCACACCUUUGCUUGCUUUUAAAUGGCGAAAGGUGAAGAUAGCGGGAACACAACCACCGCGUGAAGCUUUACUUUCUCUCUCUAGAAGCUAGAUCUGCAGUUCGUUUUCUCUGCAUCAGGUUCACAUUUCAAUUCAGAUUGCAACAAUGACACCACCAAUUGAGACUCCAAACAAAUCUUCUGUCUCUCACCAUCAUACACAUCCUCCUCUUAAUGAAAGAAUCCUUUCAUCCAUGAGGAGGCGGUCGGCUGCUUCCCAUCCUUGGCAUGAUCUUGAGAUAGGACCAGACGCACCAAAAAUAUUCAACUGUGUGAUUGAAAUUAGCAAGGGGAGCAAGGUAAAGUAUGAGCUUGACAAGAAAACAGGACUUAUCAAGGUUGAUCGUGUCCUGUAUUCAUCUGUCGUGUACCCUCACAACUAUGGCUUUGUACCCCGUACUCUUUGUGAGGACAACGACCCACUUGAUGUCUUGGUUAUCAUGCAGGAACCAAUCCUGCCAGGCUGUUUUCUUCGUGCAAAAGCGAUUGGUGUCAUGCCCAUGAUCGAUCAGGGAGAGAAAGAUGAUAAGAUAAUUGCAGUAUGUGCUGAUGAUCCGGAGUAUAGACACUACAAUGACAUCAAGGAGCUCCCACCACAUCGUUUGGCAGAGAUCCGCCGCUUCUUUGAAGACUACAAGAAGAACGAGAAUAAGGAGGUUGCUGUCAAUGAUUUCUUGCCGUCUGCUGAGGCGAUUGAGGUGGUCAAACAUUCCAUGGAUCUGUAUGCGGACUACAUCGUGGAGAGCUUGAGGAGAUAGGGAAAGAUGUUUACUCCAUAUAUAAUUGAUGCCGCCUAUAUUUUCUGCAGUUUAAUUUUCUCAUUGCUAUAUAUGAUGACGACGACAGGGACUUUAAAAAGGUACUCAUGAAACAUGUGUUCAUGGUACCGAAGAAAUGGUUUUAUUGUUACAUAUAUUCUAUUUUUUCAUUUUUUUUUCACUUGAUGUAUUGGUUGGCAAUAUGUAAGGAAAGAAACUUUGCGCUUUUAAACUGUUUUUUUAUAGUAUUUUUCAGUUAAUUUGAUUUUA
Molecule: messenger RNA, 1111 nt
Organism: Helianthus annuus (common sunflower)
Lineage: Eukaryota; Viridiplantae; Streptophyta; Magnoliopsida; Asterales; Asteraceae
Product: soluble inorganic pyrophosphatase 4
Exons: 10
Coding region: 191-841 (216 amino acids)
Biological process (GO): phosphate-containing compound metabolic process
Cellular component (GO): cytoplasm
Molecular function (GO): magnesium ion binding; inorganic diphosphate phosphatase activity
Source: RefSeq, a predicted model, not a curated record